AGGCCCCAGUGUCUGGAAGUAUCCACACCAUGCAGUUCAGGGUUCAGCAUCCAAUUAAUAACUAAAUCCUCCAAAAGCAUUUUCUCCCUUAUAUGGAAUAGAUAACUGUCAUCUCCACAUCUCCAUGAGCAAUUUUUGGAUGCAUGUCCUCCACCAGAAUGUAUAUGGGUUCUUUUCUAUAUGGAAAUUGCAGUUGAACGUGAAACCUGUGACAACAGAAUGUUUCCAGAUGCUUUAAACCAUUGAAAUGGGACUGAUUCCAAUUAUUUUAGACCACAGAGAGGAUUUUGCACAAAAAAACAUUUUGUACAGAUCUGAUGUAUGCAUGAUAAAUGGCGUAUACACUAUCUCGGUGGAAUUGGAUGUGUUUUCAUCAAACUCCUUUCACUUGUAACGUGACUUUUUGGUACCUUUUUUUUAAUUAUAUUAAAACAGUAAUACAGUUCAUUGAGACAGUUUUCUUCAUCCUGCUGCCAUUGUUCCUGGCAGUCUUUACUCACUUUCCACAGAACAGUGCAGAAUGAGCUUGCCUAAUUUUUCAUCUAAAACUGUAAUGGCUGCUUUGCUUUUUCAUAAGUUAAGAAAACAUUUCAGAUGCCUUCCUGUGAGGCAUAUACAGUUGUCAAAAAUUUUGUGGCACAGCUGUCUGACUGACAAGAGGGUUUCAACACCUACUGUGCUGGGAUGCAUGGCUUACUGGCGGCAGAUUUUUGAAGAGAAUGACAUUCCAGAGCCCCAACAUUCUGCUGAAUACAUCAUUGCACAUGUCCUGAGAAUUAAAACAUUUCAGAGUAUGAGGAGUGAGCAGAUAUUCUGGCCAGUAUCAGCGGAUCAGAAAGACCGGAUUUGGCAGCUUUGCAAAAAACGUCUUCAGAGAAUGCCAAUACAAUAUGUAAUUGAAGAGUGGGAUUUCCGAGAGCUAACACUGAAGAUGAAACCACCAGUCUUUAUUCCACGUCCAGAAACAGAGGAGCUGGUAAACUUGGUUCUUGAGGAGUUCUCACAAAGUAGUUAUCCAGGAAAAAAUCCUACCUCUAUAUUUCUGGAAGUUGGGUGUGGGUCAGGAGCCCUGUCCAUCAGUUUAUUGCAUUCUCUUCCACAGAGUCAUGCUGUGGCCAUUGAUAAAAGCGUAGAUGCAAUAAAACUCAGCUUAGAAAAUGCUGAAAGGCUAAACGUCCACACCAGGGCAGAAAUUCUUCAGCUUGACAUCUUGACAGAUGCUGAAGAACUGUUACUGUUGUUAACUCAAAAGUACGGUUUAUUGGAUUUCAUCAUAAGCAACCCUCCUUAUGUGUUUCAAGAAGACUUUAUCCACUUGGCAGCAGAGAUUUUAAAUUAUGAAGAUCAUGGUGCUUUAAAUGGUGGAUAUGAUGGAAUGCAGGUUAUUAAAGCAAUAUUGUGCCUUGCACCGCAUGUUUUAAAGGAUUGUGGAAAAAUCUUUUUAGAAGUUGAUCCACGCCACCCAGAUAUGAUCCAAGAAUGGCUCCAAGUACAGCCAAGCCUUGGAUUGGAUUACAUAGCAACAAUUCAGGAUUUCUGUGGCAAGCCAAGAUUCUGUGUCCUUCAGAAGAGUAUGCAGAUGUAACAAGGAAGGUAUCUCUGUGAGGCCGCAACUAUAUGGCUGGUUACUCUGUAGAAUGAAACUACUAAUGUCUGUUUACAACAGCUAUAGUUAUUCUAAACUAAAUGUUUCAAUAAAAAGGUUUUAAUGUA
Molecule: messenger RNA, 1713 nt
Organism: Protopterus annectens (West African lungfish)
Lineage: Eukaryota; Metazoa; Chordata; Ceratodontiformes; Protopteridae
Gene: HEMK1
Product: HemK methyltransferase family member 1
Exons: 11
Coding region: 521-1585 (354 amino acids)
Biological process (GO): protein methylation
Cellular component (GO): mitochondrion
Molecular function (GO): protein methyltransferase activity; nucleic acid binding
Source: RefSeq, a predicted model, not a curated record